Messenger RNA from Bacidia gigantensis, 1176 nucleotides. RefSeq lists its product as uncharacterized. The coding region runs from base 1 to 1176 and encodes 391 amino acids. NCBI's taxonomy places the organism in Eukaryota, Fungi, Ascomycota, Lecanoromycetes, Lecanorales, Ramalinaceae. The record is from RefSeq and is a predicted model, not a curated record. The transcript is spliced from 2 exons.
AUGCGUUGGCUCACAAAUGGCUAUCGUUCUCUCCAACUCGACAUCAUCGGCUUUCUCGCAAUCCUCGGCGAAGCCUCCGUAACCGCCAACGCCCAAGUCUCCCUUCUCUCCUACAUCGCCCUCCUCCCACGCCUCCUGCCCGCCCCGCAAGCCUUAAUCCGCACCUCUCGCCCCCUCACCCUCGCUCCCGCCACGGGCAAGGUCAUCGGUGCCCGCAGCGGCGGCAUCCGUGACUUCGUCAAUCACAUCGCCAACCUCCUCCACUCCCGCGAGGCCCUCAGGGACUACCACGUCCGCUGCGAACUGAUUGAGAAGCCUGACCCGAGCAAGAGUGUGGAGGCUGCGACAUGGGGCCCGCUGGCCUACACGAGCUUGCUCGGCACGGCGAUGAGUGUGGCGUUGUUGGUGCUGAGUAUCAAGAAGGGAGACGGGUUCGCUCUGCUAGCUACGCUCUUACUGAGUUUCUUGACUAGUUUGAUUGGCUUUGGCAGUCGGUGGAGUUUGGAUCUGAAGAAGAGGGAGAGCACGCGGAAUGUGCCGCCGGAUAAGAUCGUUAUUAAGUAUCCGAAUGGCAGCUUCAGGAUCAUCGUGUGUAAGGAGGAGGUGGCGCGGGAGCUGUAUUGGCACCCGGAAGCGUGCAAUUAUUUCUUCAGCGAGGGGAGCUAUCGCAUAGUGAGUCUGAUUGGGACGCUCACGUUGAUGAUGGGGGUGGUGUGUUUGGGAAACUCGACGCUGGAUCUGCAGGUCGCGUUCGGGGCGAGCUAUUUGAUUCUCAAUGCGGUGUAUUGGGCUGUGGCGGCGCUGCCGCAACAGUUGCAUUGGGACCUGACGUGCUAUAAGGUGAGCAAGGUGUUUUAUGAGGGGGGAGAGGAGAGCCAGACGUUCACGAUGGCGUUGUGGAAGGCGAUUGCCCUGGCGGGGAGUACGCAGUGGGUGGUGAAUGGGCAGGUGGCGCCGGUGAGCGAGGGGUGGAAGAACUGGGUAAAGAGGGCUGGUGAUAUGGUGGAGAUACAAGGGCAGGGUCUGGUGCCAAAUGGCACCGCAAAUGGCAUGACAGAUGGUAUGGGGGAGGUGCAAAGCGAGAAGAUGGAUGGGAUGACGAAGGACACACCACUGCAACUACCGGAGUGGGAUCCAGAGAAGGCCUUGACGGAGUGUCUGAAUCCUAUUGAUUGA